Molecule: messenger RNA, 3368 nt
Organism: Pogoniulus pusillus (Red-fronted tinkerbird)
Lineage: Eukaryota; Metazoa; Chordata; Aves; Piciformes; Lybiidae
Gene: ECEL1
Product: endothelin converting enzyme like 1
Exons: 18
Coding region: 356-2641 (761 amino acids)
Biological process (GO): protein processing
Cellular component (GO): plasma membrane
Molecular function (GO): metalloendopeptidase activity
Source: RefSeq, a predicted model, not a curated record
CCGCUCCGCCAGCCGCGGCGCGGGGCGCGGAGCGGAGCGCGGGGCGCGCAGCCGGACGGGGAGCGCCAAGCUGGCCCGACAGCAGCCCCAGGAAGCCUGCUGACUUCCCCCGAGCAAGCUGGUGAGCACUUCCGAGCACCCCCCGAGAUUCCGGGCAGCGUCCCCGAGCAUCCCGAGCAGCGUCCUCCAAGUGUCUCGGCGAGCAAGCGGAGCUUCCUGACUCACUCGGGCACCCUCCACCACUUCCUCUCAGCAGGCAUGGCUCCAGCAUGAAUUGUGGGGUGCCCAGGACUGCCCCCUGACUGCCCCGGACCCCUUACAUCCACACUUCCUGCGGGGAACCCCAUCCCUGGCCAUGGAGAAGACCUACUCGUUGACGGCCCACUAUGAUGAGUUUCAGGAGGUGAAGUACGUGAGCAAGUACCAGAGUGGCACCCUGCCCAAUGGCUUUGCCCUCCAGCUGGGCACCGGGACCAAGAAACGCCGUGGAGGGCUGCCACGCUGGAGUCGCCGGGAGGUCUGCCUGCUCUCGGGGCUGGUGUUUGCUGCAGGGCUCUGCGUCAUCUUGACGUGCAUGUUGGUCCUCAAGUACCUGGCUGCCGAAGGGGAUAGCUACUGCCUGGAAGGGUGCCAGGAGAAGAAGGCCUUCCUGCGAGCAUCCCGCUUCCUCAGUGCCAACAUGGAUGCCACCAUUGACCCCUGCCAGGACUUCUACUCCUUCGCCUGCGGUGGCUGGCUCCGGCGGCAUGGCAUUCCCGAGGACAAGCUGGUGUACGGUACCAUCGGGGCCAUCGCCGAGCAGAACGAGGCCAAGCUGCAGGCGCUGCUGAGCCGCCCCGUGCGGCGCCGAGCCCCCUCCUCAGCCGAGAGGAAGGUCAAGGAGUUCUUCCGCUCCUGCCUGAACCGGGCUGAGAUUGACCGGCUGGGCCCGCGGCCCAUGCUGGAGGUCAUCGGGGAGUGCGGGGGCUGGGAUGCCACCCCGGGUCGUGGGGACCUCAAUGAGCUGCUCUACAAGACACAGGGGGUCUACAGUGCUGCUGUGCUCUUCUCCCUCACCGUCAGCCUGGAUGAGAGGAACACCUCCCGCUACGUCAUCCGGAUUGACCAGGAUGGGCUGACUCUGCCCGAACGGACACUUUACCUGGGGCAGGAUGAGGAGAGCGAGAAGAUCCUAGCUGCAUACCGGGUGUUCAUGGAGAGGCUGCUUGCCCUCCUGGGAGCUGAACACGUGGAGCAGAAGGCCCAGGAGAUCCUGCAGCUGGAGCAGCAUCUUGCCAACAUCACGGUGUCUGAGUACGAUGACAUGCGCAGGGACGUCAGCAGCAUGUACCACAAAGUGACCCUGGGCGAGCUGCAGCGCAUCACCCCUACACUCAAAUGGAAGCGCUUGCUGGACCGUAUCUUCCAUGACAACUUCUCAGAGGAGGAGGAGGUGGUGCUGCUGGCCACCGACUACAUGCAUAAAGUGUCUGACCUCAUCCGUGUGACGCCCAGCAGGAUCCUCCACAACUACAUGCUGUGGCGCAUCGUGGUGGUGCUGAGCGAGCAUCUCUCCACACCCUUCCGCGAUGCCAUUCAUGAGCUCUCCAAGGAGAUGGAGGGCAAUGAGAAGCAGCUGGAGCGGAGCAAGAUCUGCUUGAGCCAGGCCAACAAGCACUUUGGCAUGGCCCUGGGUGCCCUCUUUGUUGAAGAGCACUUCUCCUCUGUCAGCAAAGCCAAGGUGCAGCAGCUGGUGGAGGACAUCAAAUACAUCCUGGAUCAGCGCCUGGAUGAGCUGGACUGGAUGGAUGAGGAGACACGGAGAGCAGCCAGGGCCAAGCUUCGGUACAUGAUGGUGAUGAUCGGGUACCCUGAUUUCCUGUUGAAGCCUGAGGCCAUUGACAAGGAGUAUGAGUUCGAUGUGGAUGAGAAGACCUACUUCAAGAACAUCCUCAACAGCAUCGCCUUCAGCAUCAGGCUCUCAGUGAAGAAGAUACGGCAGGAGGUGGACAAGUCUGCGUGGCUGCUGCCUCCCCAGGCACUGAAUGCCUACUAUCUGCCCAACAAGAACCAGAUGGUGUUCCCUGCUGGCAUCCUGCAGCCCACUCUCUAUGACCCUGAGUUCCCACAGUCUCUGAACUAUGGUGGAAUCGGCACCAUCAUUGGGCACGAGCUGACACACGGCUACGACGACUGGGGGGGCCAGUAUGACCGCCACGGGAACCUGGUGCACUGGUGGACAGAGCGGUCCUACAGCAAGUUCCUGAAGAAGGCGCAGUGCAUCGUCAACCUCUACGACAACUUCACCGUCUACAACCAGCGGGUGAAUGGCAAACACACCCUGGGGGAGAACAUUGCCGACAUGGGAGGCCUCAAACUUGCCUACUAUGCCUACCAGAAGUGGGUGCGGGAGCACGGCCCCGAGCACCCUCUGCACCACCUGAAAUACACUCACGAUCAGCUUUUCUUCAUCGCCUUUGCCCAGAACUGGUGCAUCAAGCGGCGAUCCCAGUCCAUCUACCUGCAGGUGCUGACGGACAAGCACGCCCCGGAGCACUACAGGGUCCUGGGCAGUGUCUCGCAGUUCGAGGAGUUUGGACGGGUUUUCCACUGCCCCAAGAACUCACCCAUGAACCCGGUGCACAAGUGCUCAGUGUGGUGAGACCAAUCUCCCCGGCAGGCUGGCACCCCCAUCUCCAUCCCUUCCUGAAUGCCACUCUGUGCCUGCUCCCCACCUCCAGCCACUUCCCCUCCUACUCUCCAGACAAAGGGAGCACUCCUGGGUGACACGGGGGGGGUCACUCCUGCCAAAGACAGGCAUCGGCCAGAGGGGUGGAGGCAGCAGGGAGACGCUUGGAGUGGGCAGGAUCUCCUGCCCAGAGGCAGAUGACUCCUGCCCCUCCUUUUCUUAGCCCUGACUGAAAACUAGGGGACCCUGAGUCCCCAUCGAGGACCUAGGCAAUGCAGGGCACCCUCCAAGCACCUGUGUACUCCCUCUUCUGCCCACCCCAAAUCCUUCACCCAGCCCUCCCACACCCGGCCCAGCACUGGCCGAGGCAGGAAUAGUGAUCCAGAGACACCAUGGGGCUGCCCCACACCAAAAGUCUCCUGCUGCCUGGUGCUCUCCCCAACGUUCCCUAUGCCAGACCCAACCUGUGCCCACAUCUGCCCUGCCAGUGGGUGGGCACAGGUGGCAGAGCCUGGGAAUGGGUGCUGCCAGCCUGCCCCAGGAGCAGGGGAACACAGACACUUGCUGUAUUGUUUGCUGCUGUUUCUGGUCAAUAAAGCACUGGACAUGCCAGGCAGGUGCAAGGGGCCGUGGGAUGGGCAGCAGUGGGCAGCACCCCCAGCCUUGCCUGCACAGCACAGGUACCUACACCCUGCUUACA